AUGACGCAGACACGUAGGUUACUGUUGAACGCGGCAAAAACGAAGCCUCACAAAGAGUGAAAUCCCUCAUGAAAAGCAAAAGGUUAAGCUGCGGAGGUCGAGGAGCGUCACCUAAAGGACACAAGUUGGAGAUAAAGAUGCAGGGACCCUCCGCGAGACGCGGCGUCAGCGGAGCGGGCCCCUGAGCCGACCCCCAACCACCGCGAUGCAUCUCUGGAGCGCUCGGGUGGUGCCACACCUGCUCAGACGCACUAACCCCGCCGCCAGGGGUUCACCCGAUGGCCGCCCAGCCUCGCAAGCCUCAGCUCGCCCAGUGCUCAGCGCGCCCUUCGCCCGUCGCCGCCAUGAAGACCGCCAGCCGCGCCCAGCCCCGCGGCAGCCCCCCGCUGGUCCAGAUGCGGCGCUACGCGCCCGGGGUGUAUCCUUUCCUGUUCCCGUCCAUCAUCAGCUCCCUGCCACAGCUGCCGCCGCCGCCAUCGCCGCAGAGGCUGCAGGUCCAGGCGCCGUCCAGCAGCGGCAGCACACCCUCGCCCGUCGCCAUUGAAACGCAGAGCACCAGUUCCGAGGAGCUGGUCCCCAGCCCGCCGUCCCCGCUGCCCCCUCCCAGGAUCUACAAGCCCUGCUUCGUCUGCCAGGACAAGUCCUCCGGGUACCACUAUGGUGUCAGUGCGUGUGAGGGCUGCAAGGUAGGACCGCAGUUAGUGUUCAACACCAACAGACAAACAAAACUGCUGCUCAACUCACAUCUUUGAACACACAUCCACUGUGAUGUAAAUGAUCGCUGGGCAUCACAAUGAGACCAGAAAAAGAGUCUUUUUUUAGUUAGCUGUAGAUGUAUUGGAUGCGCCGGAUUAUUUUUUUUUCGUUUCCUUCAGCGCCCCAACCCGAUUUUUCUUAUGCACUUCCUCUGUCUCAGU
This is a messenger RNA of Pungitius pungitius (ninespine stickleback), 917 nucleotides long. RefSeq names its product retinoic acid receptor beta-like. Gene Ontology annotation, cellular component: transcription regulator complex; nucleus. Gene Ontology annotation, biological process: cellular response to corticotropin-releasing hormone stimulus; regulation of transcription by RNA polymerase II. NCBI's taxonomy places the organism in Eukaryota, Metazoa, Chordata, Actinopteri, Perciformes, Gasterosteidae. Gene Ontology annotation, molecular function: zinc ion binding; DNA-binding transcription factor activity, RNA polymerase II-specific; nuclear glucocorticoid receptor binding. Bases 279 to 752 code for a protein of 157 amino acids. The record is from RefSeq and is a predicted model, not a curated record. The transcript has 4 exons.